This is a messenger RNA of Haemonchus placei, 807 nucleotides long. NCBI's taxonomy places the organism in Eukaryota, Metazoa, Nematoda, Chromadorea, Rhabditida, Trichostrongylidae. The record is from the annotation of a GenBank genome assembly.
AUGCCACCUGCUGGAGGCACUGAAGUGAUCAUUUCUGAAAUUGACGAUUCUCACUGCAUGCAAUCUGUUGGUAAUUCAUCAGUUGGACAAACGGUUCUGGAAAGGGACGAAGGGGUCAAGUUUGAUGAAAAUGGCCUUGUGAGACCCACGAUCGUGGAGUCUUCAGAGGUGAUUGACCCUUGUGGUUGCCCAGCAAAUUUGCGCGCAAUCGGAGAAAUUGUGAACGACGUCGUCAGUGAAGUUGUGCAAGAUGUUCCACCAGAAGUGAAGGAGGCAGCAUGCACUUCAUCGCUGGUUUUCGCUUCAUUGGCAGGGCUGUUCUUCUCGAUUGCUCUCUACAGAUACCUUCGACAUCUGUAUUAUCCAGAACCAGAAGGGUUUUUUUGCAGCACAUUUUCUUGGCUUUUCGCUCCGUUAUUUGACGCACUUUGCGAGAGGCAGCCACCGGGCGGAUUCUUCCACGAAAUGAGGCACGAAUCAACCGUUUUAUACGGCGAAGUGCAAGAAUCGAUUUCGAACUUUUUUCAACUUAUGAUGGACGGAUUUCAUGCUCUCGGUGUUAUAUUCUCAAAAAUGCUUGAAGGAUUGAUAGGAAACAUCGACGAUGGAAUUGAAGAACUGAGUGAAAACAUCGACGAUGGAAUUGAAGAACUGAGUGAAAACGUAUCCGAAAACGUCUCAUUUCUGGCACGGUUUUGCAGCCAAGUUUUUUACGGAACAUUGCACAUCUUUACUGAUACCAUAUCCAAAUGUGGACAAUCGGUUAUCGAUAUCUUCUCUCAUGAUUCUCAUGAUCGCUGGGAAUAG